AUGUAUACAAUAGUAUGGAAUAGUAUAGGAUAGUAUAUAUAUAUACACAAAUGUAUUUAUAUAUAUACCAUUGUUUUAAAAAUGGCUGCCGUACAUCGAGAAGCUAUUCAAAAACAAAUUCAACAAGAUUGGGCAAAUCGAGAAUAUAUAGAAGUUAUAACUGGUAGCAUAAAAAAGAUAACUGACUUUCUUAACUCCUUUGAUAUGUCCUGUAGAUCAAGGAUAGCUGUCCUCAACGAGAAACUUACAACACUCGAAAGAAGGAUUGAAUACCUUGAAGCAUGCGUAACAAAAGGGGAAACAUUAACAUAAAUUAUUGUUAAACCUGCUUUUAGAAAUUGUAAUUUUUUGUAUAAGAUUAUAAAUGAAUAAAUAUAUAUGUGUAUAUAUAAUAAAAAAAA
Molecule: messenger RNA, 401 nt
Organism: Osmia lignaria (orchard mason bee)
Lineage: Eukaryota; Metazoa; Arthropoda; Insecta; Hymenoptera; Megachilidae
Gene: HSPC300
Product: haematopoietic stem/progenitor cell protein 300
Biological process (GO): cell motility; actin filament organization; regulation of actin polymerization or depolymerization
Cellular component (GO): SCAR complex
Molecular function (GO): protein-containing complex binding
Source: RefSeq, a predicted model, not a curated record